UAACAUCGACGAAAUAUUUUGUUGCCAUCAACGCCACAAGGACUAAUGUUUGAUGUUGCUCUGAAAAGUGCUGGCGCACAAGUUGUGUUAGCGACUUCCAGUGAUGGAAAUCAUCCGCCUGAAAACAUAAUUGACGGGGACCAAGAAACAUUUUGGGCAUCAACAGGUCUAUAUCCACAAGAAUUCAUCAUAACAUUUUCAUCCAUGAUGAGUAUACAACGCAUUGAAAUAGCAUGCUAUAAUGUAAGGAAAAUAUCAUUUCAAACCAGCAAAGAAACUGAACCAACAAAUUUUGAAGAUUUGCUUGAAAAAGAGCUUGAUUCUACAGAUAAUGCACUCCAACAAGAGGAAUUCCCUGUCAACAAUAAAAGAGCCACUCACCUGAGAGUCACCAUUGAGAAUGGUUAUGAUCAUUUUGUAUCCGUGCAUAGACUGAGCAUAAAUGGAAAUGCUGUCCAUGGAUAACUGAAGAUUAUUUUAAGACUGAAUUUUUUUUCAAGCUUAUUUUGUAUUUUUGUCAGUAAAUGUUUUCAUUCAAAGAUAUUUUUUAAAGAUUGACUUUGUGUACAUUUAAUAAAAGUCCAUACACAGCAUUGGUAA
Messenger RNA from Saccostrea echinata, 600 nucleotides. RefSeq names its product intraflagellar transport protein 25 homolog. Gene Ontology annotation, biological process: intraciliary transport. NCBI's taxonomy places the organism in Eukaryota, Metazoa, Mollusca, Bivalvia, Ostreida, Ostreidae. The record is from RefSeq and is a predicted model, not a curated record. The transcript is spliced from 4 exons. The coding region runs from base 46 to 465 and encodes 139 amino acids. Gene Ontology annotation, cellular component: cilium; intraciliary transport particle B; centrosome.